AUGAGGGAGCAAUCUAAACCCGUGAAAAUUAGCCGUUUCAGCACAAUCUCAACGCUUGCAAUGAUUCUCGGAAUAAAAGAGGAUUUGGCAGUUGAGGCCACACUUGGUGUUAAUGCUUUCUUCUUUGCCGCUAAUGUAGUGGUAUCGUUUAUUGCAAUCUGCAUGUGUUACUACUUCGACGGAAAAAUCAAUGAGCAAUUCGACAAAGAGUGGACAAUGUCUACCUGCCCUCCACGAGAUAUUGUGUUGGAAUUCAAAGAAAAAAUUGCUAAGCAAGGAGAACAAGAAACAAUCCGAGUGUGCUCUCUGCCGAAUCCUCCACCAAACUGUCCAGAAAGAACAGCUUUUCUGACCCCGGUGCGCUAUCCACGCCCUGGUCUGCAAUUGCUGCUACUGUUUAUUAUCUUCUCGACUGUAAUGGCGAUGUUUCUGUCGCUCGCCAAGAAUACGAUGUUUGCUGAAGAAUUCUUUGCCAUUCUGAACUACUGUUCAGCCGUUUCCCCGUUCAAAUUCGAAGGCUACGUUUGGGAAUAUCCUGUGUGGUUUCUCAUUCUUUGUGGAUUGAUUCUCUACCACUACACAGUUUAUGGCCUCACACUGAUACUCAUUGAGAUCGUCUUCGCUGUGCUUGGAGUGCAAGAGCGUAUAACUCCGGUAUUAGUAGACUAGCUUCCAGGCGUGUCUGUUUAAUGCAGACAAGGAUUAGACAUUUGGGAUACCUUAUAGUCGAACGUUAGAGAUGCGCGCAGAUUUUAGAGGAGAACACAUCAAAUUUUCCUUAUUUUGAAUCCUGCUUCUUCUGUUAUAAUUUUCCCGUCUCAUAGCAAAGUAAUAAACUCGACUGAGC
Cylicocyclus nassatus is the source of this 847-nucleotide messenger RNA. The record is from the annotation of a GenBank genome assembly. Lineage: Eukaryota; Metazoa; Nematoda; Chromadorea; Rhabditida; Strongylidae.